This is a messenger RNA of Pochonia chlamydosporia 170, 309 nucleotides long. RefSeq lists its product as hypothetical. The transcript has a single exon. Bases 1 to 309 code for a protein of 102 amino acids. Lineage: Eukaryota; Fungi; Ascomycota; Sordariomycetes; Hypocreales; Clavicipitaceae. The record is from RefSeq and is a predicted model, not a curated record.
AUGUCAGCCAUUGGGUUUGCAAAAUCCCAGCCUUGUUUCUGGCUCUCAAUCGCAUAUUCCCUCACCCGGCUUGACAUGAUGAAGGCUAAGAUUUGGCGGAAUGUCUGGAGGCGGCCGCCUCUGGCUUGUUUCGACGGCCUUGCCUUGUGUUCGCCGAAACGAGGCUGCGAGGUUGCUUACUUGCGCGUGCAGAUUGCACAGCCUUCUUCGCAUGCUGUUCCACUUAUGCAGUAUCUUGGACGGAGUAAGAGGGGUUUGAUGACAGGCUGCUGCUCUGCUUAUGCCCAUUUCACCAUGCUCCAUACAUGA